Somion occarium is the source of this 1766-nucleotide messenger RNA. The record is from the annotation of a GenBank genome assembly. Lineage: Eukaryota; Fungi; Basidiomycota; Agaricomycetes; Polyporales; Cerrenaceae.
GUACCUAGGACGCUGGUGCGAAAGUACGCUUUGCACGACGUGGACUCCAAGCUGCCACCAACUGGAUCCAGAGCCAUGAGUGUGCAGAACCGAAUAUUUGAAAUGUUUCGAUGCACGGGGACAGAUGUACUAAGGUCGUAGUGUUGACAAAGUAGAAGUCUCAUGGAGCUGUUUCAAUGUGGCGAUAGCGCCGGGGGCUUUCAACGGCAUCUGACAGAUACAAAAUAGGAAAGUACAAACUGCGCCUAUAUGGUCGCACAUCUCCUAACUUCAAGUUUACGUGUUACGUGGCAGAGAUUCUCUUCAGCACCAACUCAUAACCUGCAUGGCUCCCCCCGUCAGGAUCGCAUCCACAGUCGCGGCCACAGCGAUUGCUGUAAGCGUACUUGUAUACUAUCGCUUCCAGUCGAGGAGAAGAGUACUAUCGCGCCACGCACAGGAUUUGAGUGUAUUACGACAGAAGCUACCUCACGAUCUAAGUGAAUGGAGGGCACCGGGAGACACUCCAGAAUGCGAAGCAAUUUGGGCAUCUUUGGAUCCAGUGCUCCAAGAUCAUGGACUGGAACAGUGGACUCAUUACGAUGACCAGGUCCUAGUUUCUCCUCAGAUCAGUUACCCGCUUGCCAGUGGGUUUGCGUACGCCCUACCAAAUCGUGGAGUAGACAACGGCGGUGGUCCUGGCACUGCAAGACAACUCACCUGGUUUCAAUAUAUCAAUCCCGUAUUGAGGAUGGCCCGUACUAAGGAUGGUCACGAUGUCGCCAUUCGGGUAAUUAUCGUCAAUAACGAUGGACAUGAACAGCUCAAGAUCCUUAAGAAAGUCGCCGCCGGCCCUUCUAGCCUGCUAAGCAACAAUCACACCCUCCCUAUGCUUCGAGUCUUCGAAUAUGAAGAUAUCACUUUCGGCAUCUUCCCUCGCACAGCCGGAUGUAUGUACGAAGCAUAUGGCUAUUGGCCGAAGAAUUCAGUGGGAGAUGUACUUGACAUGAUACUCCAGGCCUUGGAAGGUCUUGCAUUCCUUCACGAUGUGGGUAUCGCACAUCGCGAUGCAGACAAGUCGAACUUCCUGGUUCAGUGGCAUCCAGAGUCCUUACGGACCAUGUCGGUGACUAUAUCCCGACCUCGAGUGUAUCUCAUCGAUUUCGAAGUCGCAGUGGAGUUCCCAUCGGAACUCCCUAUGGAGGCGCGAGUCUCGGUAGGUCCUCCUAGUGGUGGUAGCAUUAACAUUGCAGACGGAUGGGGUCGACCAGUCCCACCUGAAGUCGAUUCAGGGAUGCCAUACAGUCCGUUCAAACUAGACGUGUGGCAGUUGGGAUAUAGCUUCAUCACUUUCAGGUCGACUGUUCCAGCCAUUGAUGAAGUCUUAGCUGAACUAGUCCUUGGUGAUCCCGUCGCUCGUCCUGGUGCAAGUGAGGCGUUAUGCAAACUGAGCAAGGUGGUUCAUAGUCUUCCACCAGAAGUCUUGCUCGUUGAGCCCGUAAAAGUGAAUAUUGAGCCCGAGGAACAUUCAACGGAACGGCACGACUCGUAGUUCCUGUUGCUAUCUGUGUCCAUCUGCUUUCCCAUCUUGUUCCAUCGUCUUUGUUAUCGCACUCCGUUCAUGUUUUCGUUGUGGAUUGCUGUAUUUGUUCAAUCCUGGUGUUUAUUAGGUUGUCUCCUUCGUAAUGCGGCUCUGUGUCCCAGUUGUUAUACCCCGGUAAACAAUCCCCGAGUGUAUAUCAUUGACUUUGAGUUCGCAGUAGAAUUCCCUCCGGAUUGCCCAGCGG